Molecule: messenger RNA, 1161 nt
Organism: Ramularia collo-cygni
Lineage: Eukaryota; Fungi; Ascomycota; Dothideomycetes; Mycosphaerellales; Mycosphaerellaceae
Exons: 2
Coding region: 1-1161 (386 amino acids)
Biological process (GO): transmembrane transport
Molecular function (GO): transmembrane transporter activity
Source: RefSeq, a predicted model, not a curated record
AUGUUCUUUCUGGGGAGAUCUAUUGCCAUACUCUACAUCGCGAGGGUAUUUCAGGGGGUAGGUGCGGCACUCGGCUAUACGUCAGGUUUUGCUUUGUUGUUCGAAACUGUGGGAACAGACGACUUGGGCAAGUCAAGUGGUCUUGUUUUCGGCCUGAUAUCCGCUGGCGCGCUGCUCUCGCCCACGCUAGGCGGGUCCAUCUACACAAAAGCUGGUUCGCGAAGUCUACUCAUCUUUGGUUGUGCUAUGCUCGUGCCUGAUCUCGCCCUACGUCUUCUUGUUCUAGAUACAAACCGCGCCAAGAGACACCUUGAGAGGGAGGGUKAUCCGAUGCACGCCAGUCAAGACACGGGCGUUCUAGAAGCCAACGAAGCAGACCUCGUGCAACGCAUAGAAGAUGCCGAAACAAGAACAUCACAAGCAAGAUCAGAGAAUUUCGAGCUAUCCACGACUCUUCCUAGAAUCGUUCGGCGGCUUCCAAUCCUAGCCUGUCUGUCAUCACCCCGGUUCCUCGUGGCCUUGCUUACGAACCUCUUGCAAGCAACGAUCAUCAGUAGCUUCGAGGCGACCAUACCUUUAACCGCCGCGGAUUUGUUUGGUUUCGAUGCUCUGAAGUCUGGCUAUCUCUUCGUCCCACUCAGCCUCGCCGAAAUACUUGCAUCUGCCUUGCUUGGAUGGGURGUUGACAAAAUCGGUGCCAAGACAGUUGGCGCUAUCAGCUUCGCAUAUAUCACGCCUAUGUUAGUGCUUCUACGCAUUUGCGGCGCCGGCGGGACUAAUCAGAUCGUUCUAUUUUGCGCUCUCCUCGCUCUUAUCGGAAUCGGCAUUGGAGGUGCCGGAGUACUAGCAACCGUCGAGGCUGGCAUUGUAUUAGAGAAGAUGUCCGAAGCUAAUCCACAUGUCUACGGCAACGAUGUGCCAUAUGCGCAGAUGUUUUCUAUGCUAGAGAUGUGCUACCAUACCGGCUUGACGUUGGGUCCCGAACUUGGUGGUGGUCUAAGGAGAGCGAUUGGCUUCGGCAACAUGGCGGCUGUUAUUGGCGGUAUCUGUGCAGUUGCAGCCAUAUUGUGCUACAGAUUUUUGGGCUCAAAAUUUAGUGGUAGGGCUGUGGUAUCCAAAUACUUACUGCGGGUUUUAAGGUCACCGACAGGAUCGUCGUAG